Amphibalanus amphitrite is the source of this 3129-nucleotide messenger RNA. Its product is annotated as dual specificity protein kinase splA-like. Lineage: Eukaryota; Metazoa; Arthropoda; Thecostraca; Balanomorpha; Balanidae. The transcript is spliced from 6 exons. Bases 888 to 2426 code for a protein of 512 amino acids. The record is from RefSeq and is a predicted model, not a curated record.
GGUGGGAUGGUCACUUUACAGUUUAUAAACCAUGUCUCAGCUACGCGCUGUGACGUCAUAGAACCAGUUCAUGGCACGUUGUGACGUCUCAGAACUAGCAUGUGGCACGUUGGUUACGUCAUGAAAGCAGUCGCGUUGUGACGCCAUAAGACCAGUGUCGCGCUGUGACGUCAUAAGACCCGUGUGUGGUGCGCUGUGACGUCAUAGGACCGUUGGCGCACUGUGGGAGCGCUAUCAGCACUGCGCGUGCUAUCAGCGGUGUGCUGAUACCGGAGCUAUCAGCGGUGUGCUGAUAUCAGCGCUAUCAGUAGCGCUGUCGGUGUCAGGACCCGUCCACCCGGACUGGGAUCGGCAGCGACAUCGGUGAGGACCAGGGAAACAGGGACCAGAAGAUCAGAGGACUGGAGGACCAGAGGACAGGAGGACAGGAGGACUGGAGGACUGGAGGACUGGAGGACCGGAGGACCGGAGGACUGGAGGACUGGAGGACUGGAGGACUGGAGGACUGGAGGACAGGAGGACUGGUAGACCAGGGGACCAGAGGACCAGUGGAUACAGUGACCACAAGAGGAUCGGAGGACAGGUGGAUCAGAGGACCAGAGGACUGGGUGACCAGAGGACUGGGUGACCAGAGGACCAGAAGACCACCAGAGGACCAAAGGAUCGGUUGAUCGGUGGACCAACAGACCAACGGCUGGACGGACGGAUCAACGAACCAAAGGACGAACAAGCGCUCAAACGGACGGGUCAACGUACCUAAGAGCCAACCGACAGAUCAAGGACAGACAGACCAACAGAUCAAGGACGGACGGACGGACGGACGGACGGACGGACGGACGGUUGAACUGAAACCGGUAAUCGUCUGCCGAGCCGGCAAUAUUUCAGAUAUGCGUGCCGUUGCAAGUGUGUAUCCAUGGGCGCUCUCGCUGAUAUUCGUGACGUCAUGUGUGGUGGUGACGUCACUGGAGGCCGCCGAGCCGUCUGGGGCGGCGUCUGCUCCGUACAGACACGCCGGCGACCACGCCCUGGUGCACGCUGCGGGCGUCGAGACCGGGCACCGCGCAGAGCUGCUGGUCACAAACGCCGCUGCUGGGGGCACACCGCUGGCCGUGAGGUCCAGGAGGGACCUCCACUCUGGGAGUGAGGACGCCCAGUCCUCCGACACACCCGGCAGUGAGGAACUCCCUCCCGGCGGCGAUGGUGGUGCCCAGCAGCCUCCUCCUUCUGAUGGCACCACUAACGCUGCUUCCACCAUCCGGUCACCAGCCGCGGCAGCAGUCGAAUCGUCCGACGAGGGCGCCGCAGAACCGCGAGAUGGCGGGUCUUCUGAGGCGGCCUCAGAUGUGCCUCGGACAGUCCCGGAGAGUCGGACUCCUCCUCAGAAAACCCAGCCAGCAGACACUGAUGACCACACGAUAUCAGUAGACGCUCCUUCAGCUGUGCCAGUUCUAGAGGAGGUAGAACAAGAAGAUGUGGAGGCGCCUUCCGAGUCAGCAGCCUCACCGAAGGCCAUUGGGGAAAAGGUAUCCUCUCAAGUGACCUCCCCUGGCAAUCCUGCAGUAGACCCGCCCUAUCAAUUGACUUCCCCUGAUAGCCCUGCAGUGGACUUGCCCAAAGUCACCUCACUGACUUCAAGCCGAGACGACUCCGCGGCUGUGGUCUCGUCCUCGCCUUCACAAGUGGCCUCCCCUCCAACUAGCCCUGCAGUGGACUCGUCCGGACCCACCCAGACAAAUGUUCCUAGUGCUGACACGGCUGAUGAAGGAAAGGAAAGGGGAGCUCCGUCAGAGCUGCAUGAAAACACAUCCGACGGACCAGACGUAAGCAACAAUAACAACGACGACGACAGCAGCGAGAACAGAAAUGACAACAGCAACAGCAACAUCAACAGUGACGAUGGAGAUGAUGACAACAGCAGCAACGAGGACGGCGACAUCACCGACAGGAAAACGACCAGCGAGGACGGCGCCGCGGACGGGGACAACUCCGCCGCUGCCACCAGCAGCUGGGUGCAGGACUCUGGUGACUCGGCGGAGGACCCGGGUGACUCGGCGGAGGACCCGGGUGACUCGGCGGAGGACUCUGGUGACUCGGCGGAGGACUCUGGUGACGACUCCACCCCGGGAGUUCGCCGGAGUCCGCCGAGGACGGUGAACGGCACGGUGCUGGAGGCGGGACCCGGCCCGUGGGACUCGCCGGCCGACCGCGCCCGGAGGAGAAACGUCACGACGUUCGCGCUGGUCAUGUGCGGGAUCGUGGGGGCGACGUUCGUCAUCCUUGUCGGCAUGUGGAUCAACAGAAUGAGACACCGGGACCGACUGAGGAAUCUGCAGGACCACGACGACGAGGAGUUCACCGUGUUCAGCGCCUCGGAGGCGCGCUACGUCACCAACUUGAGUGGCGGUGGCUAUGAACCCCUAAGGUGAGGGAUUACCCCGUCUGGUGGAGGAUUCCUUCACCAGAUAAAGGAUUUGUUCGCCAUGUGAAGGAUUUCUUCUUGACUUCGGCACUGAAGUCGCAUCAAGACACAUAAUACAUCCUGGCCAAGUGUGGUUGUCUAAUGCUAUAAUUUUGUGCUGAAUCAUAGACCACUAUAUAUCGAUAUAUAGGGGUCUAUGGCUGAAUAUUUGUAUCGGGCCUUUGCUUCAGAGCAAACAUUAUAUAUCAGUGUAAGGACUGAAAUAUUUAGUCACAUAGGCACUUGUUGUUUAUCUAUUAUUGGUUUUAUGCUACAACUAUGUACCGAAGUAGCUUCAUCAAUAUUUUGACCAUUAUUUUGGUUACCAAUGGGUUUUCACAAAUGCAAUUGCGACUCUGAUUGUUCAGCGUCUUUUUUUGUUAUAAAUAGUUAUCCGACAACAAAAUCACGAACAAGAAAUUCGAACAAACAUACUGAGUGGUGUCUAAACAAUUUUUUUUCUUGAUACCUGUUAAAUUUAUGUGUUCAUAAAAAAUGCCGGAUGACAGAUGAUGUAUUUCAUGCAUAUCAAUAUCUAAGACGGAUAGUCAUAGAUUUUGAAGUUCGUUACUAUAGCCUGAAAACCGGGGAAAGAGCGUAGGCAAGGCGCCUAAAUCACUUUACAUGCGUUUUGCUCACAUGGAAAUGUAUGGUUCAAAGACAAUUUGUGU